Molecule: messenger RNA, 6187 nt
Organism: Nycticebus coucang (slow loris)
Lineage: Eukaryota; Metazoa; Chordata; Mammalia; Primates; Lorisidae
Gene: SPRED1
Product: sprouty related EVH1 domain containing 1
Exons: 7
Coding region: 686-2020 (444 amino acids)
Biological process (GO): negative regulation of MAPK cascade; multicellular organism development
Cellular component (GO): membrane
Molecular function (GO): protein kinase binding
Source: RefSeq, a predicted model, not a curated record
CCGCCGCCCCCUCCUCCCCGUUCAGGAGUCGUCCCGGCUGGAGCGUGUCUGGAGGAAUCCGCCGCCGCGGGGCCCCUCGCCCGGUUCUGCUGGUCCUGAGGACCGACCCGGGCGCCGCCGGGCGUUGAGCAGGGAGCCGGCGGCGAGGCGGGAGAUGGUGGGGUGGGCUCCGGCAGGACCGCGCCGCCGCUGCCCGGAGCCUGGGCUCGGCACCCCCCCGCCGGCCCCCACCGAGCGCAGCCCUGCUUCCUCCUCGCCGCAUCCCUGAGGGAAGCGCCGCCUCUGCUCCCGGUUCUCCGCCCGCCGGCUCCUUCCUGGCCGGACCCCGCCGCGCUCCACCCCAGUGUCCAGAGGAGCCGCUCUCCGCUCAGCCUUUGCAGCCCCCUUCUUUUUCUCCCUUUUCCACCCGCCGCCUCGGAGGAUCCCUCGGCCGGGCGCUGAGGUGGGGGAAGAGGCUGGGGUCGCCACGGCGGAGGUUGCUGCCGCCACCCCCCUGCGGGGGUGGCCGGGGUUCCCGGCUGGGGGGGCACCGUUCAGGGUGAGGCGUCCACCAUGGUGAGGCCCCUGAGCCGCUGCCCCCGCGCCCCCCCGGCCGCCGCUGCCUCCUGCCCCUCGGUGCUGCUGCUGCUGCUCCCCCGCCUGCUGUUGCUCCUCCAUCUCCAGAUCGGAUCACGGUGAGGGAAAGAUGAGCGAGGAGACGGCGACUUCUGACAACGAUAAUAGUUAUGCACGAGUGCGAGCUGUGGUGAUGACCCGAGAUGACUCAAGUGGUGGAUGGUUACCACUUGGAGGGAGUGGACUAAGCAGCGUCACUGUCUUCAAAGUCCCUCAUCAGGAAGAGAAUGGCUGUGCUGACUUUUUUAUCCGUGGAGAGCGACUCAGGGACAAAAUGGUGGUUUUGGAAUGUAUGCUUAAAAAAGACCUCAUUUAUAAUAAGGUCACUCCAACAUUUCACCACUGGAAGAUUGAUGACAAGAAGUUUGGCCUUACCUUUCAAAGUCCUGCUGAUGCUAGGGCUUUUGAUAGAGGCAUUCGAAGAGCUAUAGAGGAUAUUUCUCAAGGAUGCCCUGAAGCAAAAAAUGAAGCUGAGGGAUCAGAUGACUUACAAGCAACUGAAGAGGAUACUUCCAAUUCUCUAGUAAAGGAUCACCUUUUCCAGCAAGAGACGGUUGUUACAAGUGAGCCUUACAGAAGCACAAAUGUGAGACCUUCUCCCUUUGAAGAUCUGAAUGCCAGAAGGGUCUACAUGCAAAGCCAAGCCAAUCAGAUAACGUUCAGUCAGCCAGGCCUAGAUAUUCAGACCAGAAGUAUGGAAUAUGUACAGCGGCAAAUGUCCAAGGAAUGUGGAAGCCUCAAGUCCCAAAAUAGGGUCCCUUUGAAAUCAAUCAGACAUGUCAGCUUUCAAGAUGAGGAUGAGAUUGUCAGAAUAAACCCUCGAGAUAUCUUAAUACGUCGUUAUGCAGACUACAGACAUCCUGACAUGUGGAAGAAUGAGUUGGAGAGAGAUGAUUCUGACUCUAAUAUUCACUUUCCUAAGCCAGACAGUAAAAAAUCAGACUAUCUGUACUCUUGUGGGGAUGAGACUAAGUUAAGCUCACUCAAAGACUCUGUGGUAUUUAAGGCACAGCCUUCUUCAUUAAAAUUUAAGAAGUCAAAACGAAGAAAAGAGGAUGGUGAACGUUCUCGCUGCGUAUACUGCCAGGAGAGGUUUAAUCAUGAAGAAAAUGGCAGGGGAAAAUGUCAAGAUGCUCCAGACCCUAUUAAAAGAUGCAUAUAUCAAGUUAGUUGCAUGCUCUGUGCAGAGAGUAUGUUGUAUCAUUGUAUGUCAGACUCAGAGGGAGAUUUUUCUGACCCCUGUUCAUGUGACACUAGCGAUGACAAGUUCUGCUUACGAUGGUUAGCCCUGGUAGCUUUGUCUUUCAUUGUACCAUGUAUGUGCUGCUACGUCCCUUUGAGAAUGUGCCAUCGCUGUGGUGAGGCGUGUGGUUGCUGUGGUGGGAAACAUAAAGCUGCUGGAUGAAGUGAUCCAGUGCCAAAAUGAGCUUAAAAUCUUUGUUUCCAGGAAUUAGCUAACUUGGAUUUGGCAAGCAAUAUGGAAUCUUGCCUGAUAUCAUUGGGGCCACACGUGGAGGAAGCAGAAUUCGUCAGUUCUUGGCAUUUCACAAAUGCUAGCCAUGCCUAGCUUUUUCCCUUGAGUGCAUGGCAUGUUUUGUUACAGGUUGUAGUAUUUGCAGAAGGAAACCGUUUCUGGUUAUUGGCUAUUAAAAGUCAGCAUAAAAUAUCCAACUAAAAGGGAUUAAUUUUUGACAUUUUUGUAUAUUUAUGCAUUAGGUGAUGGGACUUUUAAAGGUUUGAAUUUAUUAGAACAUGAACUAAAAAGUGCACUAGGGAACAGUUGAUUUCAAUCUAAGAAAAGUUAACACUUGGGAAUUAUAAGUAAAACAAGUGCAACUAAUCAUUUAUUAGUUGUUUUUUGAAAGCAGUUUUAUGUAUAAAUAACAAAUGUUUAUAUUUAACUAAAUGUAAGGUACGAAUUAUUACAUAUUAAACUUUUCUUCCCCUUCCUAGUUAUGUAUCUACUGUCACAUUCCAUAUAUUUUGAAUAUUUAACUCAUCUUGUUAACGUUUUUAUUCUAUGUGAAUGAUUUGAUAUUUUCAUCCUCAUUUCUCUUUGGCUACAAUUUAUAUUGAGUUAUAUCUGUACAUUCUGGUAAUCUAAAAUCUUUAAAAAUAUUCUAAUAGCCUUGAGUGACCAACUUUUUUUAAAGCACAGUUGUAAUUGUCUAAUGUUCUGAUGGGAACGUAUCACUUAUUUUUAUAUAAAAAGAGACUGAGUAAACAUAGAAAAAAAGUGAGGUUUUUUUUAGUUGUUUUGUUUUUUUGUGGUAUUCCACCAGCAAGUUGUUUUCUUUCAGAGUUUCCUCCUUUAAAAAAUAAUACUGCAUUUACAAAUGUUUUACAAGGCAAAAAAGUGUAACUGGAUCGUUAUUGUAAAAGUUUCUUCAUGAGAUCUCCAUUUAUCAUUCUGCUAAGCCAGAAUAUGUUCAGCUGUGUUACUAAUUUUUUAGCUCAAUCCUCAGUGCUUAUUAUUUACAUAACAAUGAUAACUUCUCAGUUGCAUUUUAUUUUUAUUUAAAAUGGCCAAAAGCAAAAUUAUGUUAUGUUAAAAUGUGUGCUAAACUAUCCCAAGAAAGUAUUUAAUCCAACAUUGUGAAUGAAAUAUCUUGUACAUAUAAAUUUAUUUCUUUUGCAGAGCAUUAUAUUACUGGAUGUGUUUCACAAAGAAGCUGAGAAAAUGUUCCAACAAACUGUUCAAGUAUCUUGAGGUCACAUUUUUUUAAAUGUUAUAUUAAAACUCUAACCAAGGAAAGGGUUCUUUAAGAACAUUCUCUCAGAGGGAUAAAGUUGAGAAGUGUGCCUUUUUUUUUAAAUGGCUUGAAGUUGAAGUUUCACAGGUGAUAAAAAUUAAAAUCACACUACCAUUCGAAGCUCAUUUUCUAUGCAGGUUUUUAAAUGUCAUUUAUGUAUCAUUCUUUUUAUAUAUCACACUUAAGCUUGUGUUACCUUUCUUCUUUUGCCCAGAUCAAACUGAACAAUGUAUAUAACACUAUCUGUCUGUAAAAUACUUUUUUUUUUUUAAAGAAAACAUUUAUAUUUAUAUGACAGCUUGAACUGACAACAUUGUAUAUAUAGGUCAUCUUGAAGUAUUAUUUCACAUUGAAAAGAAGAAAAAUAUAUUGAUAACUAUAGAUGUUAUGAAGAGGAGGGCAUUUCUAGUUUUGUACUAAAAAUCAAUUGGAUGAACUAAAUCCAAAACAUGACACUGUAGCAGCAAUUUGAAGUCUUAUUUUUACUGUUUGUAUAUUUGAAUGCUGCUACUCCAGAUGAUCUUCAUCCCUGAAGUUUUCAGCUAAACUUGGUUUCCUAGAAUAGACUGUUAACUUUCAAAAUUACUUUCUAUUGGUGAAAUGGAAAUACUCGUUUCCUUGUGAAUGAAUUUUCAUAUUUGUAAGUGCUGAGUUUAUAAUUCAGGUUUGAGCAAGGUGUGAAUAACUGAAGAAAAUAACUUGCUGGCUAAAUAGGAAAAUGCUGUGGAAGUGAACUGUGUAUAUACUUCUGGGAAGAACAAAUUUAAUCAUUUCUUCUGUUAAGCACUAAUCAGUUUAGUGCAACUCCUGGUUCUGUACUGUAUUUUAUAUGCAACAUAUGCUUUAAUAUUUUAAUGUUUGUGCAUUAAUAUUUUCAAUUUGUUUAACCACUUUGCUGCUAAGAUUUUGCCGUCCCAUUCCCAUUUUUUCCUUUAUGAUUUUAAAUAAGUUUCUUCAUUAAAAACUAUGGUGAUGAAAUGGUUUUUAUUUCACCUUGGAUCUUUAUAGUUAAAACAACCACUUUCCAAAUCAGUCUAGAAGACUAACUAAUGAUAUACUGUUUUCUGAAUUCCUGUGUGGAAAUUUUCUCUUGAAUGAAUUAGAAUUCCUAUGUGAAAAUAAAUGGGUAGUUUAAAUCUCUGAUUUUUAAACCUGUACAGGUACAUUCAGGAACAUUUUCUCAUUCUCUUUACAAAUUGGGGGCUGCCUGCCCAAUUGGCUUUUCCUCCAAAACUUUUGUUUUUAAUCAACAAAACUGCUUAAGUAACAGUAAAUGUUGAAGGUGAAAUCUUCUAGAUAGCGUAACAACAAAAACUUUGGUCUGAUGAGCUUGUUUUGUUCAGAGUUGAUAAUUAUUCAAUGGUAUUUUGUCCUGGCUGGAAAAGGGGAAUUAUUUGGUUUCUGAAGAAAUAUGCGAUGUGGAGCUUCAGCACCACCUACUGGAUGCUUUCCAGACCGGAGACUGAGUUGGCAAUAGAGAUCUGACAGGGAUCUUCACUACCACUAAAGGGCUCUUUGGUGGCCUCCUCCUACCAGGGAAACCAGGAGUAAGGAGAUAUCUCAAAGGGUAAAGUGAUUCUUUUCUUUAAUGUGCCUUGUUGGCUCACUGAAAUAUUUUAAGCACUUUUUUCUUACAUAUCCUGUUUUAAAAUAUUUAUUGAUAUUUGGGACUGGUAGUCAAAUUUAAUGGCUGUGCUGAGACAUUUAUAGAACCAAUUCCUUUAACUCUCAAAAGCCAUUACCAAAACGAUACUCUUAUUUUUUCCUCCCAUUGCCAGUCUGGAGAAUUUUUUUAAAACAUCCCAUAAAUACCUGUAUUUCAUUUUGAAUUUUACAAAGUAUGUGUGAAUGUUUGAGAUAAAGAUGGGGCAGGGGGUAAAAUUUAAAGGAAAGACUCGAAACUACCUAUUUUCAUUGGCUAUUCUACAGUGCCUAAGAUGAGCUUUUGAAGUAAUACAAAUGCACUUUGAAUUCAUGUGUAUAAUGCCAUCUGAUAUCUUGGGUAAGUCUGGCUUUUUCUUUUUCCUCUCCCUUUCUCUCUUAAUUGAAUGGCACAAGAUGUUUCUUAAUUAAUAUCCACGUAGGUCUCCAGAGUACAGGAAACAUGCACUACUAGAUGGACAAUGUAAAGAAUUUUAAGGAUAUUUCUUUUGUUGAAAUUUACUUGCGUUUUUGUGAUUACACCUGGAAAUGUGUAUUUAAGAUUGGGGUUUUCUUGUUGCCGUUUGGGGCUGGGUUUGAACCCACCACCCUUGGUAUAUGGGGCCAGCGCCCUACUCACUGAGCCACAGGCACCGCCCUAAGAUUGGGCUUUUAAUGGUAGCCCAAAGGUGCAUUAAGCAAAUGUAGCAUUUUUCUACAUAAAACUUAGAAAAACUUUAAUUACCUGAGAACACAGGUUCUUCACUAAAUAUUACACUAAUUCUUGAUUUGACCUCUAUGAUCACAUUUCUAAGUAUAAAAGAAAGCACUAGAAACUUGGAUUAUUCUUGCACUAAAAAAUUAGGUUACAAAUCAUGAUAAUAAUAGCACUAUAAGGUGUUUCACAAACAUUUAAAAAAAGAAUUUUUUAUGAAAAGAAAUAACAACCUGAGGUGAUUAAUAUAAACCAAACCAAAAAGGGCUUUACGGUAGUAAGGUACUGUUUGCCUAGCAGCCAGGUGGUUAUAAAACUUUCAUAUGCUUUGGUACACUGAUAAAUGUUAGCCAUUGUUCCUGAAAGCUUCUUGAAUUGCAUAAAUUGUUAGUUUGCAGUUUUUCAAGGAUAAUCUAGUUGAAAAGCUUUGUAUUAAAAAUACACAGAGAUUUUUGUGAACAUU